Messenger RNA from Pedinophyceae sp. YPF-701, 765 nucleotides. The record is from the annotation of a GenBank genome assembly. Lineage: Eukaryota; Viridiplantae; Chlorophyta; Pedinophyceae.
AUGUCGUCCACCAUCGCUUCCGGCAUUGCCGCCCCGGCGCGGGCGAGCACUGUGGCCACCAACAAGCGGGCGAUCUCCUCCGUCCAGGCUCUCGGUGGCGCCCGCCUGGCUCCCCGCCCGGCCGCCCGCGCCGCGCCGCUGCAGUCCCGCAGCUCCGUCGUCGUCGAGGCGCGCGCCAGCAAGGGCGCUCAGGUCCAGAAGACGGUCGAGGUCGACAAGCCGCUCGGCCUGAACCUCGCCCAGGGCAAGAACGGGCUGACGGUCAAGUCGUCGUCGGGCAACGCGGCCAAGGCCGGCAUCGAGAAGGGCGACACCGUCAUCUACGCGUCGUCGUACUUCGGCGACGAGCUGUGGCCCGCGGACAAGCUCGGUUUCACCCGGUCUGCCAUCCAGGCGUGCCCGAGCCCGGUCGCGUUCGUCAUCACCAAGGGCGAGAACACGUCCGUCGACGUGAAGCGCCUGCCCAAGAAGGCCGCGCCCAAGCGCUUCGGCCGGAAGCUCACGGCGUCGCAGAAGGAGCUCGCGACGCACAUCUGCAUCGACUGCGGGUACAUCUACUGCGACAAGACGCCGUUCGACGAGCUCGACCUCGACUACCGGUGCCCGCAGUGCCUGGCGCCCAAGCGGCGCUUCGCCGGGUUCGACCCGGAGACGGGGAAGAAGGACACCUCCGCGCAGCUGUUCGCGCAGGUGGGGACCGUCGCCACCGUCGUGGUCGGCCUCGGCGCCAUCGCCGUGCUGUUCUGGCUCGCCAGCAGCGUCUGA